This is a messenger RNA of Drosophila rhopaloa, 2441 nucleotides long. RefSeq lists its product as uncharacterized. Gene Ontology annotation, cellular component: neuron projection membrane. The coding region runs from base 592 to 2166 and encodes 524 amino acids. Gene Ontology annotation, biological process: synapse organization. The record is from RefSeq and is a predicted model, not a curated record. NCBI's taxonomy places the organism in Eukaryota, Metazoa, Arthropoda, Insecta, Diptera, Drosophilidae. The transcript has 7 exons.
UAGGCGCGUUGACGUUCUUCGCAAGGAGCCGGAUGCCGAAUUCCGAUAUCCCGAUUUCGACCAAAUCGGUGUCGUCCUUUGUACGAGAUGCAGUGAUUCCCGUUCUCCCUACGAUUUGCCACCGCCUUCGUUUCGGUCCAUCUGAAGAAUGCAUGAGGAUUGAAACUUCUCCUGGCUAAAUGCAUUCUCCAACUUCCGUUUCCUCGAUCCAAUCUUAAUCCGUGUGUCCUUGCCCCCAUGUGCAUAUUAUAAUCGGGUGUGUAUAAGUCAGUGUCGGUGCCCAAAACUGUGUGAAUCCCGAAUAUAUAUUACCAACAGCACUAAAGUGAAACACAUCGCAGUUCUCUUAACGAUCGUUCCUAGAGCACAUAUUAAGUUAAUCAAUAAGGAUAUCCCUGCCAUAUGUGAAUUAAUCAAGUUGAUAUUUACGUGACUUCAGAGCGAAAAGAAAGAAAAAACAAAUGUCCAAAGUGCGUGAGGCGACAUAGGUGACCCCAAAAAAAAAAUGAAAUAAAAGAAAAGAAAGAAGAAAGCGAAAAUAGAAAUCGAGUCCAAUGCAGUUAGUUAGAGCCGACUACUCCAGAUUGCAAAAUGCGUUUGAAUGAACCAGCUGAAAAAACGCGACCCAGACUAAAACCAACGAUAGCAGGCAAUAAGUUCGCAUCAUCGGGUGACCUUCACCUCGAAUGUUCCACCCACAACCUGGUCAGGCUGCUCCUCCUCAUCGCAACGAUCAUGGGCGGCGGAUUCGUUCAGGCCAAGACCAUCUACGACCCAGUUAACAGGAUUGAGGGACUGCAUCCGCUGGUGGAGCCAUCGUUGGACUCCUCGAAAGUAGACCAGCCCACGACUGCUGCCACGCCCACUGCCGCCCCCCUCCAGGUGUCCACGUUACGGAGUAGCCACGAUUCGAAUGAAAUCGAUAACUCCUUUCCAGCGGAUGUGCCCGAGGAUUCGGAUGACUCGGAUUACGCAAUCCCAGAGGGCCAGACCUCCUCUUCGCCGAUCCUCGCCCAGGAUAGUCCACCCAAGGGCCAGGAUCUGGAGUCCUUAUCCCUGCAGUCGGGAUCGGGCACAGUUGCCCCAAAGACACAGUCCGAUGCGGAGGGACGGAAGAACUCCUUCCAGCAGAUUGGCAGCCAGAAUGUAAAUGCCUUAGUGCCGGUGGCCACGGUGGCCACCACUUCCUCCGGCAGCUCGUCCAACGCCUCCGCCCUGGCCACGCCCACGGAGGCGGCGCGGAACCGGAGCACCGGCCAUGUCCGCAACUCCGCCGUCAAGGUGGACAGCAAGCAUCCGCUGUUCAAGGGCCAGAAGACGGAUGCUCCCAUGCUGAACUACAUCUUCGACACGUUCUCCUCGGCCAACAAGCACCACCACCACGAUCAGAGGUAUGGGCCCCACUUCGAGGAUGUGCAGCGACUGGGCCAGGCCACCAAUCUCACCGUGCAGGCGGGCUCCAGCAUCCACCUAAACUGCAGGAUCUCCUUGCUGCAGGAUAAGACUGUUUCUUGGGUGCGCCACAACACGCAGGUCGAGGACAAUGCCCUGGACCUGCUGACAGUGGGCAUGCACACGUACACGGGUGAUAGCCGCUACAAGAUGGAGUUCCAGUACCCCAACAACUGGCGACUGAAGAUAACCAACGUGAAGAAGGACGACGAGGCCAUAUAUGAGUGCCAGAUUUCGACCCAUCCGCCCCGCGUCAUUCAAAUCAACCUGCAUGUGAAUGCUCCGAAGGUGAUGAUUGUGGACGAGGUGGGGGAUCCGCUCCAGGAGAAGUACUACGAGAUCGACUCCACCCUGCAGCUGUCCUGUGUGGUGCGGAAUGUGGCCAUGACCAGUUCGGUGGUCUUUUGGAAGCACAUCGACAACAUCCUCAACUAUGACGUAACUCGAGGGGGAGUGAGCGUCAAAACGGAACUGAUGGAGGAUGGAGCCAACUCGACGCUCUCCAUAGCCAAGAUCAGUAAAACGGAUUCUGGGAACUACACGUGCUCCAUCAGCGAGUUCCAGAACUUCACCAUAGUAGUGCACAUUCUGAAUGGCGAAAGCUUUGCCGAACUGCAUCAUGGUGGUGCGAGUGGAUGCCGGAACUCGUGGUGGCACUCGGUGGUGCUCCUGGCACUCCUUAUGCUAAGUAGUUUAAGGGGGGAGUUUAGCUAAGGUUCCCGAUUAUUUUCGGUAGGUUAAGUGGGAGUAAACAAAUUGAGAUAACAUCGUUUUUCCUGUAGCACUUUUUGUUGAUUAAUUGUAAAGAUUCUGAAUUGGAUAGGGCAGUUAUUAGAAAUAACUAAAAACAAAAGGCAGCCUAAGUUUAACUGGCUAUUAUAGAUAUGUUUCUACGUCUAUCAUCAAUUUGUACAUGAGCAGGCACGCCUAGGAUUAAGUAUACUAAUAUAAGGUAGAGUAUUUCGUACAGUACAGGAGAGAGGCCAACG